AUGGCCGAGGGCAAGCGGACGUCUUUGUCGUCGUCGUUCUUGUGCUCGCCGAUCCCCAAAGAUCCGUCCCAAGUCUUCUUCGUGGACAAGAGCAGCUCCGCACAGUCAAAAGGCACAUCAAGCGACGAUUUCCUGGACGAUGGAGUAACGCCGUCUAAGGCCAGUGAUCCCACCUUGCCAGAUCGGGCACAGCAGCAGCACGAGCGGGAGCACGAGCUGGAAAACGAAGCUAAGCAACAGGAAAAAGCGAGCGAUGGCGCGAGGGAGAAGAAGCGCCAGCGACUUGAGAUUGAGAGUUUUGCAGUGUUCAAGAACGAAGAGCUGAAGCGCGAGGCUGAUUUGCUCCGAAUCCAGCUCGAGACCAAGUCGCAACGACAUCAGAUCGAGCUGAAGGAGCGAGAUGUAAAGCUGGACCAACUCCGCCGUCAGUUGAAGUAUGCUGUAGCAGCAGAAGACAAGACAAUGAAGGAGCUCAAGAACAUUGUAAAUGAACAUUCGGUUGAGAAAUUGCAGCUGGAGAAGAGAGUGGUGGAGUUGGAAGCGCAGCUGAAGCUCGUGGAAGGGAAGCUGGAUGAGUGGAAAGAAAAAGCUUUGGAAACGACUGAUCAGCUACGCAUGCACACAAGGCAGUCCACCAUGAAGAUUCAGCUAUUGCAAGACGAGCUAGAAGCUGCCCAAGACUCGUCAAUGACAACCUCUCAGAGCGAGGACAACAUUCUCGAAUCGAAGAUUCGUUUGCUGGAAUCCCAACUCAAACAGAAAAGCAUGGAGGCUGAGCACAUGGCUUCUAGAAUGCUCGGCGCGCAAGAUACACUCGAUGAUGCGUGCGAAGUUCGAGAGUUAAACGAGCAGAUUGUGCAACUACGGUCGACAGAGCGCAAACUUAAGGCCGAGUUGGUGGACUUGAUCGAGGCAUCCCGAUCAUCUUCUGUUUUGCAGGAAAAGCUGUAUCGAGUGACUCGAAAACUUCAACAGAGUGAAGAACGGAACGCUCAGUCACUCGAACGCAUUGAGAAAGCAAUGCUGGUAGAGGAGGCGCAUAAAGAGUUUUACAACUACUUCGACCAGAUUGUCAAAGAAGCGAAGAGUGAUGUAACGUUGGAGGAUCUAAAAAAACGACCAGCCGCAUCGGUAGUUGAGCUGUACAAAGCGCGUCAGAAUGCAUUCGAGAUGCUGUUUGAACAAAAGAAUAAUGUGGAGAUUCAACGUCGACGGUUAGAGAAGCAUUGUGAGAAGCUGCAAGUCGAUUUGAUUACGUCCAGUAAUAAUUGUGCAAAACUUGAAACACAGCUUGCGGGGAUCCAGGAGAAGAUGAGCGGGUCUAAUGAUGUGGCGACACAUUUGCGCAAGAUCAACGCAGAGCUGGUAGAGAUCCUUGAAACGUAUGGUAAGGAUCUGGAUGAUGAAGCCGGAGAUGAUUCUACAUCAAAGCGAGUGGCCCUGCUGGAAUCUGCGCUGAAGCAAUCUGAAGAGCUGAUAACGAGCAUGGAACUUGCUCAGCAGUCGAUGGCGACACCUGCUAUUGUCAAAAGGUAUGAAGCACGGAUUGAGCGAUUGGAGAAGGCACUGACUCAUAUUGAGCAAGACAACGGGGGUCUGAGAAAGCAUCUUGAAAAGGCAGAGAUGGAGCUGGCAGUUUUUGAGAAGCGGCUAGGCAAAGGCGAGUUCAAUGUUGAAACGACCAAAAUCGUACACUUGGCCGUAAACCCUACACGCGAGCUGUUGCAAAGCAAGGCUACGUCGAAUGACGUCGAAAACUUGCGCCGGGAAAAUGAGGCACUACGAGCUCGACUCACGAAGCUUACGGACGGUGGAGACGUCGAGUCUCCGGGUGUAUGCGCCGAAGACAAACUUACAACGACAACUUCGUACGAUACGGUAGACGGUCUGAAGAAGCUCAACCAGCGUCUGAAGCAGGUGUUCGGAGACCAGAUUCGGCAAUAUCGAGAGGCCGUGUAUUUGCUCACAGGUUACAAGGUGGACUUGAAAAAGAGCAAUGGCAUGGAGAUGCUGCGCCUGCGCUCCAUGUACGCCGAGCACGAUGACGACGACCUAUUGAUUCGCAUGGAAGCCAGUGGAUCGUUGGAGCUAUUGGACAGCGACUUUUGCUCACGCAUUAAUCAGCGCGUCUUCGCUUAUUUGACGACAUGUCGGUCGUUCCCAGCUUUCUUGUCGACACUCACGCUGCAUUUGUUCGAGAAGCAGACCUUCCAGGGCAACUAG
Messenger RNA from Peronospora matthiolae, 2223 nucleotides. The record is from the annotation of a GenBank genome assembly. NCBI's taxonomy places the organism in Eukaryota, Oomycota, Peronosporomycetes, Peronosporales, Peronosporaceae.